AUGUCUACGCCAAUAAAGUUGCCGGAUGGUUUACCUUAUCCAAUUACUAUAGCACAACUUACAGUAUCAACAGGAGAUUUUGUUGAGAAGGGGCAGCGGCUAUUUGCAUAUCAGUACUGGAAUUUUGAGGAUAUUAUUACAUCGCCUGGAGAUAGUUCACCAUUAGGGGCUAAGAAACAACGUGUGGAUUUGAUAGGUACAUUUGACUCUCCUGUGUCUGGUCAGGUUGUUACUUUAAAUUUAAGAUUAGGAGAUGAGUUUGUUAAGGGGCAGCAGACAAUUGCUGAAAUUAAGCAAGAAUGUCCGCACGAUGUUAUAUAUGGAGGGCUAUGUACUCAGUGCGGGAAGACUGUUGAAGAGGAAUUAAGCGGUCUGAACUCAUUGGAAAAACAAACAAAAUUGGCGGUAUCUCACACAAAUACUAAUAUUCGCGUUUCGGAACAACAGGCGUUUACUUUGGAGCAAACCGCGCGGAAGCGGCUCAGGCAGGAGAAGAAGUUGGAUUUGGUCGUUGAUUUGGAUCAAACGGUUAUACAUUGUGGUGUAGAUCCAACAAUUGGAGAAUGGUCAAAGGAUCCAAAUAAUCCCAACUAUGAGGCACUAAAGGACGUAAGAUCGUUUGCAUUGGAUGAUGAAACACUUAUGCCAUCUUUCUACAUGGGUCCUAUGCUACCGGCUAGGAAAUGUUGGUACUACGUUAAAUUAAGACCUGGACUAAAGGAAUUUUUCGAGGAAAUAGCCCCCCACUUUGAAAUGCAUAUAUAUACAAUGGCUACUCGAGGCUAUGCACUUGAGAUUGCGAAGAUAAUUGACCCUGACGGGAAGCUUUUUGGCGAUAGGAUUUUAUCUCGAGACGAGAAUGGAUCUCUGGCGCAUAAAUCUUUGGAAAGGCUAUUCCCUAUGGAUCAAUCAAUGGUUUUGAUUAUAGAUGAUAGGGGUGAUGUAUGGAGCUGGUGUGAAAACUUGAUUAAGGUUGUACCCUACGAUUUCUUUGUAGGUAUUGGUGAUAUUAACUCCAAUUUCUUACCUAGACAGCAGAACUCGAUGUUACAUAUAGGUCGAAGAAGCCGCAAGAAGCUGACACAGGAAACGGAACUUUUGACGGAUAUACUCGAGACUGAAAAGAGACUGAAGGAAAAAAUCAAUGAGGAGGUCAAGAGACAGGAAGAGCAAAUGCAUAAAAUCUCUGAUGAUAAAAUCACAGAGAUGGCAUCUCAUAAUGAGGAGAUUGCUAAAAAAUUGGAGCAUAACGCGUCACUAGAAGUUCAGCAACAGAACAGACCGUUAGCCGAACUACAAAAGCACUUACACAAUGAAAGACUUUUAGCAGAUGAUGAUGAUGAGCUCUCACAUCUUUCUGGCAUUCUGUUGCGGGUUCAUAAUCUUUAUUAUACCGAAUUGGAGGAAAAUAAAUCGAAAAAUAUAGAAACGUUCCCUGACGUUAAAAUAAUAAUGUCAAACCUAAAGCGGAAAGUAUUUAAAGAUUGUUAUUUUGUAUUCUCAGGGCUUAUACCACUCCAUACAAAUAUUGAAAAAGCGGAUAUUGUACUGUGGACUAACUCUUUCGGUGCGCAGACAACCCCAAACAUUAACUACAAUACGACACAUUUAAUAACGAAGACCCCCGGUACUAUGAAAGCCAGACUAGCGAAGCGCUUUAAUCCUGAGAUUAAAAUUGUACAUCCAGAUUGGAUAUUUGAAUGCUUGGUCAACUGGGAAAGGGUAGAUGAAGGCCCUUACGAGCUUCAGGUAAAGGAAGAUGUCAGUGAUGAAUACUUGGAAAACUUCAAGAAGGACCUUGCGGCUGCAAUCGAUAGAGAGUCUGCAGAGCAAGCACCAUUGCCUCACCAUAGAUAUGGUGAGAGUGGCAGAGAUGACGAAGCAUUGACGCUUUUAGGAGGAAAUGGGUCGUGGUUAGAUAACGAUGACGAUGAAAUGGAUGAGUUUUUAAAUGACGAAGAUGGUGACUUUAACGAAUCUUUCAAUGAUGAGGAAGAUUUUGAAGAAAACGACGAAUACAAUGGAGGUUAUAUCCUUAUACCAAACCACAGGGCUGAUGAAAGAAGUGCUAAACGUUCGUUUGAGGAGAUAGAAGACGCUCCGAGUACAAAGCGUCAACAUAAAGUAUCCGUACCUAACGGAUCAGGAGAAAGUAAAGUCAUAGAUAGUGGCGAUUAUGACGAACUGGAUAACGGUAAUGGUGAGGCAAAAAAGGAUCGCGAUAAUGAGGGUAAAGGUGAUGAUGACUUCGACAGCAAUGAAGACGGUGAAAGUGGUGACGCCGACAACGGCGACAACAACAACGAUGAUGACGAUAAUGACGAUGAUGAUGAUGAUGAUGAUGAUGAUGACGACGACUUGGAAGCUGAAUUGCUGCAAGAAUUAGAGCAGUAA
Molecule: messenger RNA, 2394 nt
Organism: Eremothecium sinecaudum
Lineage: Eukaryota; Fungi; Ascomycota; Saccharomycetes; Saccharomycetales; Saccharomycetaceae
Gene: FCP1
Product: protein serine/threonine phosphatase
Exons: 1
Coding region: 1-2394 (797 amino acids)
Cellular component (GO): nucleus
Molecular function (GO): RNA polymerase II CTD heptapeptide repeat phosphatase activity
Source: RefSeq, a predicted model, not a curated record